Molecule: messenger RNA, 183 nt
Organism: Aureobasidium melanogenum CBS 110374
Lineage: Eukaryota; Fungi; Ascomycota; Dothideomycetes; Dothideales; Saccotheciaceae
Exons: 3
Coding region: 1-183 (60 amino acids)
Source: RefSeq, a predicted model, not a curated record
AUGGCACGCGGUAACCAGAAGGAGAGAGCUCGCGAAAAGAACUUGAAGGCCCAGGGCAACAUCAAAAACAAGACUACUAUGUCUGGUUCUGAGCAAGCCAAGGCCAAGGAGAACGCUGCCGAAAUUAUGCGUGCAAAGCAGGCCGCAGGUUCGUCUUCUUGCUUGCAUCUUUGUCGCCUUUGA